Molecule: messenger RNA, 180 nt
Organism: Alternaria metachromatica
Lineage: Eukaryota; Fungi; Ascomycota; Dothideomycetes; Pleosporales; Pleosporaceae
Exons: 2
Coding region: 1-180 (59 amino acids)
Source: RefSeq, a predicted model, not a curated record
AUGGCCUUCGUCCUCCAGGAAAUGGAAGAUCGAGCAUACGUCGCCCGAAACGCCAUCGGACAGAUCGCCCCAGAUGUUGCUGGAGAAGCAUGGCUCAAGGAAUUCCGGCAAACACCAUUCGGCGCACAUACAAGAUCGAAAGGAGGAGGCACCACAAGCUAUCUGUUGAAGGAGCUGUGA